Messenger RNA from Clunio marinus, 2662 nucleotides. Lineage: Eukaryota; Metazoa; Arthropoda; Insecta; Diptera; Chironomidae. The record is from the annotation of a GenBank genome assembly.
AUGAAGUUAUUGAAAAUGAUUGCAGCACUUUUUGUGCUGUCAAUUUUCGGUAUAAGUAAAGUUACAGGAAGUGAAGACGAAGAACGAUUGGUUCGUGAUCUUUUCAGAGGCUACAAUAAACUCAUCAGACCAGUGCAAAAUAUGACACAGAAGGUCGAUGUACGAUUUGGUUUGGCUUUCGUGCAACUCAUUAAUGUCAAUGAAAAGAAUCAGAUUAUGAAGUCAAAUGUCUGGCUGCGCUUGGUAUGGAGCGAUUAUCAACUGCAGUGGGACGAGGCUGAUUAUGGCGGUAUUGGUGUCUUGAGAUUACCACCAGACAAGGUUUGGAAGCCUGAUAUUGUGUUGUUCAACAAUGCUGACGGAAACUAUGAAGUUCGUUACAAAUCAAACGUUCUCAUCUAUCCCAACGGCGAAGUUCUCUGGGUGCCUCCAGCAAUUUAUCAAAGCUCUUGUACCAUUGACGUUACAUACUUUCCAUUCGAUCAACAAACAUGUAUCAUGAAAUUUGGCUCAUGGACAUUUAAUGGGGAUCAAGUUUCACUCGCCCUUUAUAAUAACAAAAAUUUUGUCGAUUUAUCGGAUUACUGGAAAUCGGGCACGUGGGACAUAAUUGAAGUUCCCGCUUAUCUUAAUGUUUAUGAAGGAACACCAACCGAAACUGAUAUCACAUUUUAUAUCAUUAUUCGUCGUAAAACACUUUUCUACACCGUCAACUUGAUUCUACCAACUGUAUUGAUUUCAUUCCUUUGUGUGUUGGUCUUUUACUUGCCUGCUGAAGCUGGAGAGAAGGUGACACUCGGGAUCAGUAUUUUGUUGUCACUUGUUGUGUUCUUGUUGCUUGUGUCGAAGAUUCUACCGCCAACCUCGCUUGUGUUGCCAUUGAUUGCUAAAUAUCUUCUAUUCACUUUCAUCAUGAAUACGGUGUCCAUUCUCGUCACUGUCAUCAUUAUAAAUUGGAACUUCCGAGGCCCUCGAACUCAUCGUAUGCCAAUGUGGAUAAGAUCAGUUUUCUUGCAUUACUUACCGGCGAUGUUACUUAUGAAGCGUCCGAGAAAGACUCGUUUGAGAUGGAUGAUGGAGAUGCCUGGUGGGCCCGGUUUGAGUGUUCCACCUCAUCCUUCACAUCCAUCUUAUGGCUCGCCAACUGAGAUGCCAAAGCACAUCAGUUCAAUUGGUGCCAAUAAAUCAAAAAUGGAAGUUAUGGAAUUAUCAGAUUUACAUCAUCCAAAUUGUAAGAUGAAUCGGAAGAUUAAUAGCGGGGGUGGUGAUUUGGGAGCUGAACAUUGUCGACGUGAAAGUGAAAGUUCUGACUCGAUUUUGUUAUCACCGGAAGCAAGUAAGGCGACAGAAGCGGUUGAAUUCAUUGCUGAACAUUUGAGAAAUGAAGAUUUAUACAUUCAGACUCGUGAAGAUUGGAAAUAUGUCGCGAUGGUGAUUGAUCGCUUGCAGCUUUACAUCUUUUUUAUUGUCACCACUGCUGGUACUGUUGGUAUUCUAAUGGAUGCACCUCACAUAUUCGAGUAUGUCGAUCAGGAUAGAAUUAUUGAAAUCUAUCGUGGAAAGUAAGGGAAAGGGAAGGAAAAGCUUAUUUUGCAGUCAAAAUUCACAAGUUAACGUAAUUAAAUUACACAAUACAAAUGUUUUUAAAAGGCAUACUCGAAUGUUGCUUCCAUUCUUAUUAUUGAAAUGAAAUACGAGAAAAUUUCAACACAAUUUAUGAUUUCUCUGCUCAAAGAACAUAAAAAAAGCUCAAUUUUAAAAAGUGGAAAUUCAGAAUGGAAAAGUUUUUCAUCGAAAAUAAUUUUUACUAUUUAAAUUGCCCAAAAAUUGAUCUUCCAUUAACAAAUUAUUAAACGAAAAUUAAUUGUAUAUCGUGUUGGUUAAUAACAUAAAUGUAGAAGCUCAAUUUAAUUUGUUCAAUGAAUUUUCUUUUUAAUGCUCAACAUGUCGAGUCCUAUCGAGAAAUUAAAUAUGAUAGAUAUGUCAAAUUUUUCAUUCUAUAAAAAGCUAUCUAGUCACUUCGUCAAUCGGAAAUUUAUUUUGAAUGUUGAAAUAUCCCUUGAUUUACUUAAAUGUUCACUUUAAGGUCUAUAAAAUUUAUACAUAUGUUUUAGACAUGUAGAAAAGCUUCAUAAUUAGCCGAUCAUGAUGAUGUUUGUUAAAAGGAAAUGUUGUCUAAAGUCAUCCAAAUUAUCUCUGUGUACUUGACUUCAUUGACAAAUAUUUAAAUCUAAUCUUAAUCUGUAGAAAAAAUUCUUUUUUCUUAUAAAAACUUUUUUGUGGACAAUUUAAUGAUUUCAAUGACAAACACCUUAAGAAAGUAAAAUGUCUCCAUCUAGAUAAUUCUCCUUGAGUAAAGUAAAAUGAAAUUAAAAUUUGAGCACGGUGAAAGUAAAUUAAACAUGCAUACAAUAAGUAAGAUAAAAUAAAAAUUCUUCUAUUGUUGAAAAUACGAAUUUUCUAUAACGCAAAGGCAUAUUAAGAUAUGACACAAAAUAUAUUAUCACAAAUAUUUUCUUUUAUUCUGCAAUUAAUGUUCACGAUUAUGCAUUCUAACAGUUUGAUUGACCCCAUGGAAAUUACGUAUUUUUAAUAUGUAUGUUGGAAAUGAACAAAAUUUAUGUAAAAUUAAAUUAAAUAGAAAAAUCACAUAAUAGUGAAU